UCUAGUUUCUGUCAUGUUAAGUUCGGGAAUAAGCAACCAAAUAAACGUUACAUAUAGUAAAUGAUGCACUUGUAUGUCGAUAGUCUGUUGUUCGGUGCAGUUGCGGAGAGUGUCUAGUGGCUGCUUCGGUGUGUAGUGCAACUUCGGUGUGUAGUGCAACUUCGGUGUGUAGUGCAGCUGCUUCGGUGUGUAGUGCAACUUCGGUGUGUAGUGCAGCUGCUUCGGUGUGUAGUGCAACUUCGGUGUGUAGUGCAGCUGCUUCGGUGUGUCGUGCAACUUCUGUGUGUAGUGCUUUAUUCCGUUGGCGUCUAAUUCCGUACUGUAGCUUGCAAACACCCUGCCCGAACUACAGCAACAAGAACCGAUUUUGUUUCUUUUUUAUUCAGGGAACACUGAGAUUUGUCAGAGAUUGAGGAUUCUUAUUUCUACAUAUUAGAGCAAGGGCGCAGGGCGUUACGUCAGAUCACCUUCGUCACUGUGAAGGUAUACGCGCAUGCGUCCAGGGAAAUGUCUACAACAAGCUGCAAUGCUUUCAGUCAAGAAUAAGCAGCGCAAUAUUUAGUGAUUGUGUGUAGCAGAAUUGGCUAUUAAUGAACAGUGUUUCGAGUAUACAAUGCUUACGUUUUCGCUUAAUCGAUGGGAACUGUGUAUUUUACCCAUUGAAUUUCACGUUAGGACUCGAUCGGAUAGGACAUUGUUGUUACUGGCUAGCUAAACGUACUUGGGACCCGGAAGCGAGUCACACGCCUUAACCAGCCAGCUACCUAUCCGGCUUCGUGUUUUUACAUAAACAAAUGCGAAUCUGUAAGUUGAACUCAUGAACAUAAUCGAUAAGAGUUUCUCCUGCGACCUGAUGAUGGUUCAUCGCCGUCCUCAUGUCGCGACAGGUUAGAGGUUUUGACAUGGAUGUAAGAACAGUGGUACAUUUCGCGGCGUUCACAAGAGUCCUGACUUUAGUCCUGCAGGCUGUGUUUAAUGCCCUGGUUCCGGAUCACGCGGCCGAUGCGUUCAGACCCCCCCGGGCAGAGGAGGCGCGGCUACUGGAUGGGGGGGCGGAGCUAUUGCUGGGGGGGCUGUCCCGCUGGGACGCCGAGCACUUCCUGUUUAUCGCCGAGCACGGCUACCUGUAUGAGCACAACCACGCCUUCUUCCCGCUGCUGCCGCUGUGUCUGCGCGGGCUGGCCGUGGGGCUGCAGCCGCUGGCUGGCUGGCUGACGGUGCGAGGGCGCCUCCUGGUGGCUGUGGCUCUGCUGAACAGCGCGCUGGGCGUGCUGAGCGCUGUGGCGCUGUAUCGGCUGGGCCGCGCGGUUCUGAGAGACCGCCGCCUGGCCCUGCUCUCCAGCUUGCUCUUCUGCCUCUCGCCUGCCAACGUCUUCCUCUCCGCAGGGUACUCUGAGGGGCUGUUCUCUGCUCUGACCUUCGGGGGCGUGUGGCUGCUGGAGGGGAGGUCCGUCCUGGGGGGCUGCCUGCUGCUGUCCCUCGCCACAGCGACCCGCGCUAACGGCCUGGUGAACGUCGGCUUCCUGCUCUACCUGCCGCUGCGCUGGGCGCUGGCGCGAGGCGGGGCGGUGUGGGGGGGAGCGGGGGGGUCCAGCAGGCUGCUGCGUUUAGCGGGAAUCGGGUUCAGCUACCUGCUGACCGCGGCUCUUGGCUCCGCCCUCAUCGCGCUCCCGUUUGCUGUGUUCCAGCUGUACAGCUACAGCACGUUCUGCAGCCCCUCCCUCCGACCGGGGCAGGUCCCCCCGCCCCUGCUCGCCCUGGCAGAGGUCAAAGGUUACCGCAUCGCCGAUGCCACCCGCCCCCCCCCUCCCUGGUGUGAGUGGAGCCCCCCCCUGUUGUACUCCUACAUACAGGAAGUGUACUGGGAUGUGGGCUUCCUGCGCUACUUUCAGCUCCGACAGACGCCCAACUUCCUGCUGGCGCUCCCCGCCGCCCUGCUGGUCACCAUGGCAACCUGGAGCUACGCUGCCGCCAGCCCCGCGCUCUGCCUGCGCCUGGGCCUGUGGGGGGGUCGGGUCACAUGGGGGGGCGAGAAGCCGGCCCCUGGAUUCCUGAGCCCCCAAGUGUUUGUGUACGUGGCGCAUGCUGGGAUCCUGCUGGCCUUCGCCUUCUUCUGCAUGCAUGUGCAGGUUCUGACCCGGUUCCUGGCCUCCUCGUCCCCUGUGCUGUACUGGUUCAGUGCUCACCUCCUCCUGCUGCAUGAGCCCCUUCUCAAGGAGGAGGAGGAGCAGGAGGAGCAGGAGGAGCAGAAGGAGCAGGAUUCUCCUGUGUGCCUCCCCAGGGCAGUAACAGUAUGGACCCAGCUGCUGCCCCACAACGCUGUCACCCAACUGCUGCUCCAGUGGAGGUCCUCCUCCACCCUCUCCCGCUGGCUGCUGGGAUACUUCAUCUCCUAUUGGCUGCUGGGCCUGGCACUGCACUGCAACUUCCUGCCCUGGACCUGAGGCAGGUUGUGGUCAGGGUGUUUACUUCUGUGUUUUCUAGUGCUACUACAGCCAGACCAGUCUACCCUGAGCUCCCCACUACUAUCAGGACAGCAGAGUCUGGAAACUCACCUGCGCACACCUGGGGCUCUGAGAGUGCAUUCAGUGUGGCUAAGAAACCCACCGGCACUAUUCAUUUUGCUGUGUUGUUGUAAAGUCAAAAAUAAAAUGCAUUUAAAUUGGAUUUUUAUACUCCUAGAUAACUAUCAUGUCAAAAUGAGAUUGUGUUUGUAGGUGCCUUCAGAAUUCUAUUUAAAAAAAACCUGGAAAUGGUGUGGUGCAAAGGAAUCUGGAGAGGCUGAAAUCUCCUCAGUCUGAUAUAUGGCACUUUAUUCAUUACAUUACAUUACAUUACAUUACAUUACAUUACAAUGGGGUUAUUCAUCCCCAUUAGCUACAUUCACAGUCCAUAAACAUUACCAGCAAUUUUAUCUGGUAGGUAAAUUGAGCCAUUUUGCUAGAUACAUUAAUUUGGGGAGUUUGGGUGCAGUGGAGGCGGCACGGAUGGUGCAGUGGGUAGCACUGCCACCUCACAGCAAGGAGGUCCUGGGUUCGAAUCCCCGUCGGCCAGGGCCUCUCUGUGCGGAGUUUGCAUGUUCUCCCCGUGUCUGCGUGGGUUUCCUCCGGGUACUCCGGUUUCCUCCCACAGUCCAAAGACAUGCAGGUUAGGCUGAUUGGAGAGUAUAAAUUGCCCGUAGGUAUGAGUGUGUGAGUGAAUGGUGUGUGUGCCCUGCGAUGGACUGGCGACCUGUCCAGGGUGUAUUCCUGCCUUUCGCCCAAUGUAUGCUGGGAUAGGCUCCAGCCCCCCUGCGACCCUGAUCAGGAUAAGCGGGUUCGGAUAAUGGAUGAAUGGAUGGGUGCAGUGGAACAUUUUGUGUGUGCACUAGAAAAUUGAAUUGAGUUGCAGACAAAUUUGAGUUGGAGACAAGAUGCCCAAGUGGAAGUGCAAGAAGGAAAAUGCUGCCCCUCAAUGCUAACCCUAACCCCAACCCCAAUCCCAACCCUCAAUGUACUUUUCAAGUGUUGCCUGGCAUCUGAUAAAGAGCAUAUGUGCAGUUUGUCUUGAUUUUGUGGAAAAGAAAGCCUUCGUGUGAAAGUGUCACUUCCAUUGAUUUUAAAACUGGCAGCGAUGUUGGUAUGGGGUGUCCUUCCAGUAAAUUUGAGUUUCAUUACUAAUCAAUGUGUUAAAAGGGAGGCUUAAUGUUACAGGAUGUAACCGGAUGUUCUUGUGCAGUGAGUAGCCAUUCAGUAUCUGACCAGGUUUAAUGGACUCGAGUCUUAAGCAGCAGGUGGAGGAUGGGGUUUUGGGCUCUGGAGAGCGCAGGGGACAUGGCUUUGUCGGGGUUCCUGUAAGUAAUUUUUCCAAAGUUAAGAGAAGUUGGUACCAUUAUAUGUUGUGUAAUGAACUGAAUCAGACUGGAAGCUAGUAAUGACUUUACAUGCAAAAGAGUUAUACAUAACCAGAUAGCUAGGAUAUAUAAGUAAUCAUGGUGCCACAUUUAUUAGCUGAUUUUGUUGUAAAGUACCUUGUAGCUCGCUAGUUUGUACUUUACACUGGGUAAAACUGGUCCUUGGGGUUUAUCAGCUCACUGGUUAGUUAUAUCACUGAGUUCUAUGAUAAAACGCAUUGAAAAUAAGUUCACCAGUGACAAAGUGACCCAGACAAACUCAUAUAUUAAAAAGAUUUUUCUGGUGUAACAUCUUGUCUUACUUAAAUUGCAAAUCUUCUUUCUGAUUGUUGAUGUGAACAUUAACUGAAGCUCCUGAGCUGUAUCUACAUGCUUGUAUGCAUUGCACUGCUGCCACACAAUUGGCUGAUUAGAUAAUCGCAUGAAUAAGAGGUCUAAUAAAUAAAAAUGUUCCUAAUAAAGUGCUCGGUGAGUGUA
Molecule: messenger RNA, 4369 nt
Organism: Conger conger (European conger)
Lineage: Eukaryota; Metazoa; Chordata; Actinopteri; Anguilliformes; Congridae
Gene: pigv
Product: phosphatidylinositol glycan anchor biosynthesis, class V
Exons: 3
Coding region: 876-2444 (522 amino acids)
Biological process (GO): GPI anchor biosynthetic process
Cellular component (GO): mannosyltransferase complex; endoplasmic reticulum membrane
Molecular function (GO): GPI mannosyltransferase activity; alpha-1,6-mannosyltransferase activity
Source: RefSeq, a predicted model, not a curated record